Molecule: messenger RNA, 1009 nt
Organism: Ceutorhynchus assimilis (cabbage seed weevil)
Lineage: Eukaryota; Metazoa; Arthropoda; Insecta; Coleoptera; Curculionidae
Source: the annotation of a GenBank genome assembly
GCUGGUUGCAAAAUGUCUUGAGUAGGUGUUUUCAUAAACAGACUCUAGUUGUCUUUAUUUAUUUCAAUGCAACAAAGUGAAAUAGCAUUUAAGUGUGAUAUAAUCGCAUCAAUCAGCUGUUGAAUGAAAUUUCACCACACAAAUUCUUCUAGUAGUAAAAGUAAGAUUUCCUCACACACACACAGUGUAGUGUGAAAAGAAAGUGAAUAUUAUAUUGAGCAAACCAGGAAGUCGUUUUAUCGAAAGAAAAGUAACAGUGAAAGAAAGUGAUCCUGAAAAAACAUGGACGGAAUUGAUUUGUUGGAAAAACGCAUUGAAGCCCUCGAAGAGCAAAUAUUGCCCAAGGAAACCUCGUUGGAAAACAAGUCCCAGGCCAUCACCGAUUUACUGUUGCAGUCUCAAACGAUGAUCACUUCCGCUCUGAGCUGUCGAGAAUCAAUCACUUCUAUCCUAGGCCACAUGACUACAAUCAACAACUAUUUGGACCCUUGCAAUUGGGAAAACGAUCUGGAAGUUGAAGCUAAGAGGCAUUACUUAUUGGAAUUGUAUCCAGAGCUUAGAAACACUGUCCAGCUGGUACGUUCUGUCCAAAAACUCAUCCCAUACACCAACUCAGAUAAGAUCAUGAAAGUGACUGAGCUGUCAGGCAAACUGGAGCAGCUGACUGAAACUAACCUGGUUGUUUACUCAGAAAGUCGAGACGUGACUCAGAAGGUGCUAAAAUCAUUGCAGCAAUACAAUGACAUCACCACCUCCAUUAAAGUCUUGUUUGCUCAGCUGGAUCGAGCUGUAGUUGUUUUGGAAGAGGCUCUACUACCCAAAUUUGAAACUGAAGAGUAGCGAAUAGUUUUAGAUAUUAGUUUUGUGUUCUGUUAGGGUUAAGACUUUUUAUUUUUUGCUCUCAGUGACUUUGGUGAAUGAGGAAAUCAAAGUUUGAAUUUAGCUAAUUUAAGUGAAUAAGAUUUAUACUAAUUUUGUUGUGGAUUAUGAAUAAAAUCCUUUACAAAUC